GCAGGACAAGGCCAGGUUGCCAUAGCCCAUAAAAUAGGUCCCCCCGCCUGUCAAAUGUCCAGCGUAUCCAAAAGCUCCACACUCUGCGUACGCUCGCUCCCUCGACAACCUCGACCCAGCCCAACACACCUCGACCAUCGCGACCAGCCUGCCCAUUUGGUCUCUCGUCGGACGCGCACACCCUGUCGCAUUGUCACUCGCCCCUUUGCGAUCCUCUCUGGGCCUGCAAACAUCCGAGCAACGCUUUAACAACCCCCGUUCGAGCUGACCUCGGCGGCCUACCGCCCUCUCCACGCGACAUUAUGUCUGCACCCAACGACUACGGUCAAGGCCAGCCUGGCUUCCAGCAACCAUAUGACGGCCAGGCCUACGAGAACCCUGCUGGAUCCCCGCCGCCUCAGGCGGCUCAACACCCCGCAGAGGGAGCGGGAGGCAAGAAAAAGAAGAGAGCUUACGCUGCUGGCGCGUUCGAUGUGGGAAGUGGCGGCAAUGCCGCCGUGGGAGGCCAGCUUCCCGCUGGAGGCCAGUUCGGCGCCCCUCAACCAGUGACACCUGGAUAUGGUGGCUAUCCAGGUCAAGAACAGCCAGCUGCAGCUGCAGGUUAUCCUGCAGCCCAGCCCUUCACUCCCGUUGCUGGCCCCGGAUACCCCCAGCCAGACUACGGUGCUGCUCCUGCGCCUGGUGUUGCUGGACUCACUCAAGGCAUGUCGAACCUGCAGGUGGGAGGAGGCCAGCCUCUGCCGCAACAGCAGCAGCAGCAGCAGCAAGCUCCUGCGCGCGUUGGGCCCCUGAACCAGCUGUAUCCGACCGACCUGCUCAACCAACCCUUCAACGUCUCCGAGCUGGAUCUGCCCCCACCCCCAAUCAUUCUUCCUGCAAAUUCAAGCUGUACUCCCUCCGAAGAUGCGAACUGCCCUCCAAAAUAUGUGCGAUCGACCCUCAACGCCGUCCCCACGACGCACUCCCUCCUCAAGAAGUCGAAGCUCCCCUUCGCGCUCGUCAUCCAGCCGUAUGGCUCGCUUCAUGAUAUGGACGAUCCUGUUCCUGUCGUCCAGGACCAGGUGAUCUCACGGUGUCGGCGGUGUAGGUCGUACAUCAACCCGUACGUGACUUUCCUCGACCAUGGACAUAGGUGGCGGUGCAACAUGUGCAACCUCUCCAACGACGUUCCGCAGGCCUUCGACUGGGACGCCGCGGCUCAGAAGAGCAUCGACCGGUGGCAGCGGGCUGAACUGAAUUCCGCGGUGGUGGAGUUCGUGGCCCCCCAAGAGUACAUGGUCCGACCGCCUCAGCCUCUCGUCUAUCUCUUCCUCUUCGAUGUGAGCUAUGCGGCCGUCUCGACCGGCCUUCUGGCGACGAGCGCGCGCACGAUCCUGGACAGUCUGAGUAGGAUACCCAACGCGGACCGGCGCACUCGUCUGGGCUUCAUUGCCGUGGACUCGAGCCUGCACUAUUUCUCUAUACCCAAGGACGCGGAUGAGAAUGGAGACACGAACAUGCUCGUCAUCAGCGACCUCGACGAGCCUUUCCUGCCGGUCCCUACAGAACUUCUGGUCCCUCUGAGCGAGUGUCGCCAGAGCAUCGAGAACUUCUUGACAAAGCUUCCGGAUAUGUUUAUCAACAACCAGAACAACGGAUCAUGCAUGGGUUCCGCCCUCAGGGCUGGUCACAAGCUGAUCUCCCCCGUCGGUGGAAAGAUUGUGGUCCUGAGCGCUUCGUUGCCGAACCUGGGCUACGGCAAGCUUGACAUGAGGGAGGACAAAAAGCUCUUGGGCACAUCCAAGGAGAGCAGCCUGCUGCAGACGGCCAAUGGCUUCUACAAGAGCUUUGCUGUCGAAUGCUCAAAGAACCAGGUCUCGAUCGACAUGUUCCUCUUCUCCUCCCAGUAUCAGGAUGUCGCCUCGUUGAGCAAUCUUCCUCGGUACACUGGUGGUCAGACGUGGUUCUAUCCCGGGUGGAAUGCUGGGCGGCAAGAAGAUGCUAUCAAGUUUGCUUCCGAGUUCAGCGACUACCUGUCAUCGGAGAUCGGUCUGGAGGCUGUUCUGAGAGUGCGCGCCACGACGGGCCUGAGAAUGAACACAUUCUACGGCAACUUUUUCAACCGGAGCUCCGAUCUGUGCGCUUUCCCAGCCUUCCCGCGCGACCAGUGUUACGUGGUGGAAGUAGCCAUUGAUGAGACCUUGUCUAAGAGCAUGAUCUGCAUGCAGACGGCUGUGCUUCACACUACCUGCAACGGCGAGCGGCGAAUCCGGGUCAUGACCCUGGCCCUGCCUACGACGCAGAGCCUGGCGGACGUUUACGCCUCCGCGGACCAAUGCGCCAUCACCACAUACUUCAGCCACAAGGCUGUCGAGAAGGCGCUCAGCGGCGGCCUCGAUGCGGCCAGAGACUCGCUGCAGACAAAGCUCGUCGAACUGCUCCAGACGUUCCGGAAAGAGCUGGCUGGCGGCAGUAUGGGCGGUGGCCUGCAGUUCCCGGCCAAUAUGCGCGGUCUGCCUGCCCUGUUCCUCGGCCUGAUCAAGCAUGUGGGCCUGCGCAAGUCGGCCCAGAUCCCCUCCGAUCUCAGGUCUGCAGCGCUCUGCCUGUUAUCGACGCUGCCUCUGCCGCUGCUGAUGCAGUACAUCUACCCAAAGCUGUAUUCACUGCACGAUAUGCCGGACAUCGCAGGCACGCCCGACCCGGAGACCAGCCAGAUCGUCCUGCCACCGCCGCUGAACUUGUCCUCGGAGCGGUUUGUCUCGUACGGACUGUACCUCAUUGAUGACGGGCAGACACAAUUCCUGUGGGUCGGCCGCGAUACGGUCCCGGCCCUACUGCAGGAUGUCUUUGGUGUCGCCGACAGGACACAGCUCCACGUGGGCAAGGGUACAGUGCCAGAGCUGGACAACGACUUCAACGAGCGGAUCCGGGCAGUCAUCGCCAAGAGCAGGGAUUACAAGUCCAAGGGCGUGGGCAGUAUCAUCCUCCCGCAUCUGUACAUUGUGCGCGAGGACGGCGAGCCCAGCCUGAAGCUGUGGGCGCAGACCUUGCUGGUGGAGGACCGCGCAGAUCAGGGUAUGAGUUUUGCACAAUGGAUGGGCGUGCUGAGGGAAAAGGUUGUCCAGUAAUCUGGCCCAAGGUAAAUCGCAUGCUUCAAAUGGUGACUUUAAUUGUAUAGACAUCAGACGUCAAAAAACACAGAGCAGUUGAUCAUCUUUAAAAAAAGAAAAUUCGUUUGAGCG
Molecule: messenger RNA, 3221 nt
Organism: Cryphonectria parasitica EP155
Lineage: Eukaryota; Fungi; Ascomycota; Sordariomycetes; Diaporthales; Cryphonectriaceae
Product: putative COPII coat protein Sec24
Exons: 3
Coding region: 303-3107 (934 amino acids)
Biological process (GO): COPII-coated vesicle cargo loading; endoplasmic reticulum to Golgi vesicle-mediated transport; intracellular protein transport
Cellular component (GO): COPII vesicle coat; endoplasmic reticulum exit site
Molecular function (GO): zinc ion binding; SNARE binding
Source: RefSeq, a predicted model, not a curated record